UAGGAGAUCCCGGAAGUGUGAGGGCUGCUACGCAAUUGGGCCACAGGGAGGCUGGGAGCUGCAGCGCUAUUCGGACAGGAGCCGAAUAAGAGAUUCGGGAGCAGCCAAUUUAAAGGAAUUAAAAAAAUAAACAAGCAGCUUCCAGCUAAAGGCUCUUCACUUGCUAUGGAAGCACUAGUUGAGCGACUGGAACAGGCUGUGAAACGGCUCGAGGUGGUUUCAGACAAGCUUCAGGGUUACUCUGGGAGCUUGUCCAACGGCGAGAUGAACGGAUAUCAUGGUGAAUCCCAGUGCAUGGAUGCAUUUGACAAUUUACUGAGAGGACCUCUGUCUGAAUACUUGAAGAACAGCCGGACUAUUGGAGGAGAUGUGGCAAAACAUGCUGAGAUGGUGCACAAUGCCCUGCUGGUACAGAAGGCUUUCCUCAAACUGGCCACCACACACCAGGAGCCUUCACAGACAGAGCUGGCAGACCUCCUCAGGCCCAUCUCAGAGCAGAUUGGGCAGAUCCAGAACUUCAGAGAGAAGAACCGCGGCAGUCGUCUGUUUAACCACCUGUCUGCUGUAAGCGAGAGCAUUCCUGCCCUGGGAUGGGUGGCAGUGAAUCAGAAACCAGGGCCUUAUGUGAAGGAGAUGAACGAUGCCGCUAUUUUCUACACCAACAGAGUCCUGAAAGACUUCAAAGACACUGACCCUUGCCAUGUGGAGUGGGUUCGCUCCUACCUGAGUAUCUGGACUGAACUGCAGGCCUUUAUUAAACAGCACCACACCACUGGACUCGUCUGGAGCAAGACCGGUCCUGUAACUCCUUCAUCCAUGCUCACGGCUGAACCUGCUACUCCCUGCCCUCCACCUCCACCUCCACCUCCACCUGCGUUCACAGACGAUGGUCCAAAGACUGACCACAGUGCGGCUCAGCGUUCAGCUCUGUUCGCCCAGCUUAACCAGGGAGAGAACAUUACUAAAGGAUUGAAGCAUGUGUGUGAUGAGCAGAAGACCCAUAAGAACCCUACUCUUCGCUCUCAGAGUGGGCCAAGUAAGGAUUCUCCUUCAAAAGGCACAGCUCCUAGCUCCUCUGCUCCCACACCAGCUAAGAAAGCAUUUCCAGUCCUGGAACUGGAGGGAAAGAAGUGGAGAGUGGAGCAUCAGGAACAGGUGCAUGAUCUGGUAAUAGAGGAAACAGAGCUGAAACAGGUGGUCUAUGUCUUUAGCUGCAACAACUCCACGCUUCAGAUUAAAGGCAAAGUCAACUCCAUCAUAGUGGACAACUGCAAGAAGCUUGGCCUUGUGUUUGAGAAUGUGGUUGGCAUUUUUGAAAUCAUCAACUCCAGAGACAUCCGGCUCCAGGUAUUGGGAAAAGUGCCCACAAUUUCCAUUAAUAAGACAGAGGGAUGCCACAUCUAUCUGAGUAAGGAGUCUCUAAACUGUGAGAUUAUCAGUGCCAAGAGUUCAGAAAUGAACAUUCUGGUUCCUCAGGAAGAUGAUGAUUAUAGAGAGUUUCCUGUGCCGGAGCAGUUUAAGACCGUUUGGAACGGGUCCAAGCUGGUGACAGAGCCGACUGAGAUUGCUGGCUGAUUGACAGAUUCAUUUUCAUUUCCAUAUAUCUGUUGGUAGCCUCCAUUGCCUGUAUCUGUCACUACUCUCAGCACACAACCGUUUAGACACAGGUUCGUCUUUUACCUGAAUUAUAGCUAUUGGCAAUUUAGUGUAAGAAUAGAGCUAAUCUAGUCUAAAUGCUAGAAAUUUAUGACGAAGGUUCAGAUCUAACCACAAUAAUAAAA
Messenger RNA from Hemibagrus wyckioides, 1781 nucleotides. It is a transcript of the gene cap2, whose product is annotated as cyclase associated actin cytoskeleton regulatory protein 2. Gene Ontology annotation, biological process: regulation of adenylate cyclase activity; cell morphogenesis; cytoskeleton organization. Bases 166 to 1575 code for a protein of 469 amino acids. The record is from RefSeq and is a predicted model, not a curated record. Gene Ontology annotation, cellular component: cytoplasm. Gene Ontology annotation, molecular function: adenylate cyclase binding; actin binding. Lineage: Eukaryota; Metazoa; Chordata; Actinopteri; Siluriformes; Bagridae. The transcript is spliced from 13 exons.